This is a messenger RNA of Astyanax mexicanus (Mexican tetra), 1416 nucleotides long. Its product is annotated as CBY1-interacting BAR domain-containing protein 1-like. Gene Ontology annotation, cellular component: ciliary transition zone; ciliary basal body. Lineage: Eukaryota; Metazoa; Chordata; Actinopteri; Characiformes; Acestrorhamphidae. The transcript has a single exon. The coding region runs from base 153 to 1031 and encodes 292 amino acids. Gene Ontology annotation, biological process: cilium assembly. The record is from RefSeq and is a predicted model, not a curated record.
GUAUUUUUAAUAAUGGACACGAUCCAUAUUCUGAACACAUCAUUACCUGGCUACCAAUCACACAGCGAGCGGAGCUGAAUGUUCUAUGACGUCAUCGCCGCGAUAGCCUACAAAAGCGGCUCAGACUGGCAGAGGCGCUGACCGGAGACACCAUGAACCGAAAUCCAGACUCACGGAUAAGAGACACACAAACCAAGCAGAUCCAGGAGAGCAUCACCCAUGUGGAGAAACACUUCGGAGACUUGUGCCAACUCUUUGCAGGAUAUGUUCGUAAAACUGCCCGUCUGAGGGACAAAGCCGAUCUGUUGGUUAAGGAAGUCAGCCAGUAUGCAGACACAGAAACACCUAACUUAAAACAUGGACUGAAGAAUUUUGCAGAUCAGCUUGCCAAGAUUCAGGACUGUCGCCAAGCAGAGGUGGAAAGACUGGAAGCUAAAGUUGUUGAGCCGUUGAAAACCUAUGGCUCUGUUGUGAAACUGAAAAGGACCGACCUGAAGCUGACCCAGACUGCUCAGAACCGAGAGGCAAAGCAGAUGCGGCAGCUGGAGAGAAUGAGGCAGAGACACCCCUCAGACAGGCAGAUCAUUUCACAGGCUGAGAGCGAGCUCCAGAGAGCCACAAUGGAUGCCACGCGCACGACUCGCCAACUGGAGGAGACAAUAGACGUGUUUGAAAGGCAGAAGAUUCAGGAUAUCAAAAAAAUCUUUAUGGACUUUGUGAGUGCAGAGAUGAUCUUCCACGCCAAAGCUCUGGAGCUGUACACUACUGCCUAUCAGCAAAUCCAGAAUGUUGAUGAGGAGGGCGAUCUAGAGGUAUUCAGGACCUCGCUGCAUCUUCCUGACUAUCAGUCUCGUUUAGACAUAGUCCAUGCUAAUUCCAGAACAUCCUUAAACCGUACUGGAACAUCCAUGAGCAAAUCCGGGACGUUGCAGUCAAGGAAUCCAGUAUCACAGGGCAAAAGGGACUAUGAUGAUGAUGAGGAGGAAGAUGAGGAUGAGGAUUUGGAGGAUGUUACAGAUAAUGAGAAUUAAACUGAGUAUAAGCAGAAUGACUCCACCUUGUGCCACAGUAUUUAACAGUGUUAUAAUUAAUUGUACUAAAUUCCAUAGUGAUCUUAUGCCAAGUUUACACUACAUGAUUUUCAUCCUAUUUUUCUACUUGUUCCAUCAAAACAUUUUCCAAUAAAUUGUUUUCCAUACAGAGAGGGCGGCUGUGACUCUUUCCAUAAAAGUAAAAUUGUUUUUCUGCCUAUAAAUGCGGAGGAUAAAAUCAUUUUAGCUACUACUUUGCCAAGUUUACAUUCAGAGGUGUCAUCUAAAAUCAUUAGUCUUGGAGAAAGUGGUAUAUUAACAUAUUGAUUUAAAUACCAUGAUGUAUAAUUUAAAAGAUAAACGCAUUGAUAAAACAAAUUAUUUU